This is a messenger RNA of Argentina anserina (silverweed cinquefoil), 1344 nucleotides long. RefSeq names its product elongation factor 1-alpha. Gene Ontology annotation, molecular function: GTP binding; GTPase activity; translation elongation factor activity. The coding region runs from base 1 to 1344 and encodes 447 amino acids. The transcript is spliced from 2 exons. The record is from RefSeq and is a predicted model, not a curated record. Lineage: Eukaryota; Viridiplantae; Streptophyta; Magnoliopsida; Rosales; Rosaceae. Gene Ontology annotation, biological process: translation; translational elongation.
AUGGGAAAGGAGAAGUCUCACAUCAACAUCGUGGUCAUUGGCCACGUCGACUCCGGCAAGUCGACCACCACCGGCCACUUGAUCUACAAGCUUGGAGGUAUUGACAAGCGUGUGAUCGAGAGAUUCGAGAAGGAGGCUGCUGAGAUGAACAAGAGGUCCUUCAAGUAUGCCUGGGUGUUGGACAAGCUAAAGGCUGAGCGUGAGCGUGGUAUCACCAUUGAUAUUGCCUUGUGGAAGUUUGAGACCACCAAGUACUACUGCACUGUCAUUGAUGCUCCCGGACAUCGCGAUUUCAUCAAGAACAUGAUCACUGGUACCUCCCAGGCUGAUUGCGCCGUUCUUAUUAUCGACUCCACCACCGGUGGUUUUGAGGCUGGUAUCUCCAAGGAUGGGCAGACCCGUGAGCACGCUCUCCUUGCUUUCACUCUUGGUGUCAAGCAGAUGAUCUGUUGCUGUAACAAGAUGGAUGCCACCACUCCCAAGUACUCAAAGGCGAGGUACGAUGAAAUCGUGAAGGAGGUUUCUUCCUACCUGAAGAAGGUGGGUUACAACCCUGAGAAGAUUGCCUUUGUUCCCAUCUCUGGAUUCGAGGGUGACAACAUGAUUGAGAGGUCUUCCAACCUCGACUGGUACAAGGGUCCAACCCUCCUUGAUGCUCUCGACCAGAUCAACGAGCCGAAGAGGCCCUCAGACAAGCCCCUGCGUCUCCCACUUCAGGACGUGUACAAGAUCGGAGGCAUUGGAACUGUGCCUGUGGGACGUGUCGAGACUGGAGUCAUCAAGCCUGGUAUGGUGGUCACCUUUGGUCCCAGUGGUCUGACCACUGAGGUCAAGUCUGUUGAGAUGCACCACGAAGCUCUCCCUGAGGCUCUUCCCGGUGACAAUGUGGGAUUCAACGUCAAGAAUGUUGCUGUCAAGGAUCUCAAGCGUGGUUAUGUCGCUUCCAACUCCAAGGAUGACCCUGCCAAGGAAGCCGCCAACUUCACCUCCCAAGUGAUCAUCAUGAACCACCCUGGUCAGAUUGGCAAUGGCUAUGCUCCAGUCCUCGACUGCCACACCUCCCACAUUGCCGUCAAGUUCGCCGAGCUUGUGACCAAGAUCGACAGGCGGUCCGGCAAGGAGCUCGAGAAGGAGCCCAAGUUCUUGAAGAAUGGUGAUGCCGGUAUGGUGAAGAUGCUUCCCACCAAGCCCAUGGUUGUCGAGACCUUCUCCGAGUACCCACCUCUGGGUCGGUUUGCCGUGAGGGACAUGCGCCAAACUGUUGCUGUUGGAGUCAUCAAGAAUGUGGAGAAGAAGGACCCAUCUGGUGCAAAGGUGACCAAGUCUGCUGCUAAGAAGAAGUGA